Molecule: messenger RNA, 1485 nt
Organism: Uranotaenia lowii
Lineage: Eukaryota; Metazoa; Arthropoda; Insecta; Diptera; Culicidae
Exons: 3
Coding region: 133-1449 (438 amino acids)
Source: RefSeq, a predicted model, not a curated record
AAUUUGACAGUUUGUUUUUCUAUGGUGUUUUGAGAGUUGAAUCUGUAUGGUUGUUUAACGAUUUCUCCUGAGCUGUCCAAAAACAUCUCUUAAACUUUUUAACUAGUGAAAGUUUUGGAACUUGCUCAGAUAAUGAACCGCAAGCCAGUAACAUCAAAAAUAAACAGUGGAAUUCCAAAAACUGUGAGCUACAUCCCGGAUCAUCGUUCAAAUAGCCUCUCGAGAAAAUCAUCCCAAGGUUCGGUAGACAAUAUUGCACGAAGUACCUCAUCUGCCAGCAGCGUUGGUAAAAUCAACAACCCCAAUCGCAACGAACCAAAUUCGGGAAAAUCAGCAACUCCCGGUCGACGUCCCCGAACUGGAAGUGUCAUAUCGACCAAAGCUCCUUCCCUACCGGAAGAACCAUCUCGUACACGACGCCUCGGUUAUCGGCCGGCAUAUUUGAGAAACCGGAAGUCCGAAAUAAAUGCGGCAGUUUCGCGCGACCCGAAAAUAGAGGACGAAAAACCUCCAACUUUGGUGCCAAGUGAGCCAAAGCCUCUGAUCGAACGACAACGCACCUUCGAUAAACAGGUGGAAAAUAUGCGGGACUCGAUUAGCUCGACACUUAAAUUGGUAGGUUUGGAAGUUCGCGAGCAGUUGUGCGGUGGAGAUAGAAUGAAUUUGAACGAAACCCGAUUAUUGGAGUUGGCUCUUAAGGACCUCUUGGAAGAAAAGCGGUUGCAGGAAGCCGAAAUCGCCUGGCUAAAAGAUGAAUCAAAAUCUCAGCUCGAGCUCGGUACGAAAGAUCGACAACGAAUUGCUGAAUUGGAAGCAUUUGUCGAUCAAAUUCCACAAGAGAUGAAACGUUUGUGUGAGGAAAUCGAUAAAAGAGACAAGGAAAUUGAGCUGCUGAAGAAAAAUCAAGGUGAACCGGAUUUACCUACGAGAUUUGUCGAACUUCAGCAAGACAGAAAUGAUUUGAGUCGACAAGUAGAAAAAUUGCUCGAAGAGGUCGACGAAUUGAGGGCAGAAAAUCAGACCCUCCGGAAGAAAUUUGCUAGCGCACAGGCAGAAAACGCAACUCAAAGCGACCAGGAUUCCGAAGUGGAACUUUGUGAACCCCAAGAUAGUGAGCUAGUUAUCCAGCAUCUCAGACGAAAUAUAUCAAAAUCCAAGACAGCUCGUACCAUUCUCAAAGAGCAAGUGCAAAAACUGAAAGAAGAAAAUCGUCAGUUAAUGGAUUGUUUGGAAAACGAUAAGCGAGGGGAUUCCUUGACAAGCCUGCAGUCCUCUCAGAAUACUGAUUAUUCUUCCUUAGAGGAAGAUACAAUUCCGAAUCAAGGCACCACAGAGGAAGAUCAGACUGAUGCUAGUGAAGUUAUAGAUCGAUUCGACUUUUUGGAAGAAUCGAGGGACCAAAAAAGAAUGAAAAAAAGAACAAUUGAGGUGAAAAAAUACGAAUGCUAGGGUCCACUAAAUUAUUAGUUGUACAAAGUUGAAAAU